Molecule: messenger RNA, 3687 nt
Organism: Hypanus sabinus (Atlantic stingray)
Lineage: Eukaryota; Metazoa; Chordata; Chondrichthyes; Myliobatiformes; Dasyatidae
Product: interferon-inducible GTPase 5-like
Exons: 3
Coding region: 123-1691 (522 amino acids)
Cellular component (GO): membrane
Molecular function (GO): GTP binding
Source: RefSeq, a predicted model, not a curated record
AAGGCUCUCAGGGUUACUCCAAAUAGCAGACUACAAUUCCCACCAACCUCAGCGACUUACCCGGGAGCGCCAAUUUCAAACGUCCGACUGCUAGAGGCUGCCGGGACCUGCGCUUUGUAGCCAUGGUAACGGCGAGUUCCGCCGGCCCGAGGGUGUGCCUUACAGUGCGGAAGGAGUGCAUGCAAAGGCCGAGAGUCCGUGUACGCACUCAUGGGGUGUGGUUUUAUGAGCCUGCAUUCAUGACAUCCGAGAAAAUAAUGACACAAGAAAUUCUGCUGGAAGUCUUGAGCAACACACACAAACGCUGGAGGAAAUCAGCAGGGCUCUGCAGAGAGUGGUGUGGACAGCCCAGCGCAUCUGUGGAUGUGAACUUCCCACUAUUCAGGGCAUUUAGAGACAGGUGUGUCCGAAGGAUCAUUGGGGACCCGAGUCACUCCAACCUCAAACUGUUACAGCUGCCACCAUCCGGGAAACGGUACCGCAGCAGAAAAACCAGGACCAACAGGCUCAGGGAUUGCAUGAUUUCAUCAUCUGAAUUCUUCAGUAUGGAAGAACUUGAACGACUAAAAAGCAAUUAUAAUGCUGGUGGAUUGGAAGCAGUCAUACCAGAGAUAAAGAAUAAAUUAGAUGACCUGGUUAAUGCACAAAUUAAUAUUGCAGUUGCAGGUGGAAAAUGUUCAGGCAAGUCUACCUUUAUUACUGUUGUGGCAGGCUUUGAGAUACAUGAGGAGGGAAUGGAUAGCAGUAAGAAAACUGAUGAAGAGCCUAUCAUAUAUGCUCAUCCUAUUCUGCCUAAUGUUCAUAUUGAAGAACUUCCAGGAAUAGAUUCUGAUACUAGCCCAGUGAGUGAGUAUCUGAAAACAGUAAAUGUUGGGAAGUAUGAUCUGUUCAUCAUUGUGUCAGAAUGCCGAUUUAAAGGAGGCGAAGGCACACUCGCCAAAGCAGUUCAACAGGAAGGCAAACAGCUUUACUUUGUUCAAUCUAAGAUUGACAAUGACCUCCACCCACUGGAAAUGGAUGGUAUGACUUUGAACACAGAGUUGCAAAAGAUAAGGAUGGACUGUGUCGCAGCCUUGGAAGAGAUGGGGGUUACAGCACCAGCUGUUUAUCUGAUUUCAAGCUUGCACCGCAAUAAUUACGAUUUCCCUGCUCUAAAGGACAUGCUUGCAAACAGUCUGUACAAUGUAAAGAAGGCUGCUUUUUUGCUGUCACUCCCAAAAGUAACUUCAGAAUUAAUAGAAGAGAAAAGAAAAAUGUUGGAGAAAAGAAUCUGGAUGACCGCUGCACUUGCAGGCGCAGUGGGAACGGUUCCCGUUCCUGGCAUGUCCUUUGCCACUGGUAUUGGAUUGCUGGCAGCAGGGCUUGUUUACCUCUGGCACCAUCGGGAUCUACGCGACAAGUGCAUGCAAAGUUUGGCAGACAGCAGUGGUAAACCCCUGGCACUACUGAGAUCUGAAAUCCACUCACCAGGCAAAACGACCCGAGCACUUAUCAAAAUAGCAUUAGGUGUUACUGCUGUUGUUUGUACAGUAGCUGAGAUCAAGUUUGACCUCACACCACUAAUUGUCUCUGUUUUUGGUGCUGUAUCGUCCUUUUGUUUCACAGCCUUGCUCUUAAAGGAUUCACUGAACCAACAGGUGAAAACUGCUCAAGUAGCUGUCAAAACUGCUUUUGAAACUAAUCAAAAAUGACAGAUGAUUUAACAGACAACUCUGCAUCAAUCAAUGACUUGGAGGUAGGGCAGAGAAGGAUACUCGCCUAUCCUAUAGCAAGCAAUGUCAGUUCAAUGAGAAUAGUCUAUUUCAAGGCAGAAAGAAAACAUAAGCUACAAUAACUUCUUCCAAGAAACAAUAGGGUGAUUUAUUUAGAAAAAUGCAGUGUUUGGAAAAUACUUACACUCAGUGGCCACUUUAUUAGGUACACCUGUACGCCUGCUUGCUCAUGAAAAUAUCUAAUCAGCCAAUCAUCUGGUAGCAACUCAAUGCUUAAAAGCAUGCAUGCAUGGUCAAAAUGUUCAGUUGUUGUUCAGAACAAAUAUCAUAAUGGGAAAGAAAUGUGAUCUAAGUGGUUUUUACCAUGGAAUAAUUGUUGGUGCCAGACUGGGUGGUUUGAGUAUCUGAGAAACUGCUGAUCUCCUGGGAUAUCUGUCUAACAGAAUGUGGUAAACUAUGUAUACCUGUCUGGACACACCCCUCUGCUGACUGCUCCUGUGGCUCCUUCCACAGUCGAUUGGGAGACUGUUCCUCCCUCAGUCUCCAAGAUGUUGUGGUCCCUUUUGCUGCUAAUAAAAGCCUAUCUUUCACUUCCUGUCUCCAAGAGUUAUUGAUGGUGCAUCACAGAAUUCAUACACAACAGUGUCUAAAGUUACAGAGAAUAGUGUGAAAAAACGGGGGAAAAUCAUCGAGUAAGCAGCAGUUUUGUGGGUGAAAACUCCUUGUUAAUGUUAAUCAGACUGAUUCAAGCUUUCAGGCAGACAACACUAAUUUAAAUAACCACCUGUUACAACAGUGGUGUGCAGAAGAGUAUCUCUGAAUGCACACCAUGUCGAACCCUGAAACGGAUGGGAUUCUGCAGCAGAAGACCACAACGGGCUCCAUUCCUGUAUCUAAUGAAGUAGCCACUCUGUGUGAUCUUAUUAGACAGAGGAAUUACCUCAUCAUCUCUACUCUGGCUGAAUAUAGCAAUAUCUGUUAAAACUAUUUACAAGAUAUUCUCUAACUUAGUAUUCACAGAGCCCUAUAUUCAACCUUAUCUCCCUCAGCUUUUAAAUUAAUUAAAAUCAAAACAAAAGAUUAGAAUUUAUAACCUCUGGAUGUCCCAAAUUACUUUAUGGUCAGUAGAAAUAAUCAGACAUUGUCUGCAGAGUAGUCACCAUUGCAGGAAACACACCAGCCAAUUUGUACAAAUUAGCAGCCCUUAAAUCCAAUUGAAAGACAGCAACCUGAGUACAGGCAUUAGUUCAGGAGCAUAUCAUUGUGCUAAUGCAGUUAAGUGCUUUUGUUUAUUAAUUUCUUAAUCUUGUGGGAGCUAUGGAGAUAAGGCAAUGUGAAAAUUGACAUGGAAGAUUGGGAAAUGCAUUUUAUUAUAAUUGUCUUGUACGUCAGAGAGGAAUAUUUAAGUGUCAUUUUGUUAGAGACUUGCUAACAUUUGUUUGCUGAGUUUCUUUAGGAUUCGGUCAUUACAUCGUGGAAGGAAAACAAGAGAAAUAGAAGCAAAUGUGAAUGUAAACAGAAGAGUUAUUUAAUAACUGUGUAAAAGUAAUCAUGUAAACUCAGUGAAAGCUGCCAGUCAAAAUAUACAAUGUAAAUCGAUAUAAAAGUGGCUUGCAUUUUGCCCAGAAUGGGCACACCCUGACUUUAAUAGAAAUUAAGACUUAGAGAGAUACAAAAUGUUUUUCCCUUUCGAUUCAUGCAUAUAGUCAAACAAUACUCCCACUCCAUCUGUUACCUCGAUCAUUGCACCACAAUUAAACACUUUAAACCAUUUUUAUAUUGCUAUUUAUAUUGUAUUUAUGCACAUUUUAUUCCUCAUCUCUACUUUUACCUCUACCUUUAUUUUUUAUAUAAUUCUUUAUUAUUUCUAUUUGUGGAAUAUUGUGGUUUCUUGUUGCACUCCAACAUACCACAACAAAUUCCUAAUACCUGUAUUUGUAAAAGUAUGUGGUGAAUUAAGUUGAUAAUAAAGAAA